Cricetulus griseus (Chinese hamster) is the source of this 1575-nucleotide messenger RNA. The record is from RefSeq and is a predicted model, not a curated record. NCBI's taxonomy places the organism in Eukaryota, Metazoa, Chordata, Mammalia, Rodentia, Cricetidae.
CCACCCCUUGCUGCCCAUAGCAUGGACAAGGACAGCCCAGAUCUCCACCAGGACCUGAAUGCUCUCAAAACAAAGUUCCAGGAGAUGCGGAAGCUCAUAGGCACCAUGCCUGGCAUCCACAUGAGUCCUGAGCAGCAACAGCAGCAGCUUCACAGCCUCCGGGAGCAAGUCAGGACCAAGAAUGAGCUUCUGCAGAAGUACAAGAGCCUCUGCAUGUUUGAGAUCCCCAAGGAGUAGGACCAACUCCCAGGACAGCUGCCAAAGAACUGAGAACUUCACACCUGUGCUGUCCAUCUCCUUGGGAGCCCAGCUCUAAACUGGGAGGCCACAUAUGGCUGUUAUGGGGCCUCAGUGGCUGUACUCAGCCUUGAUUAGCUACGCUCUGGUCCCAUCAACAGAUCUGGAGGGCACAGAAGGAGAGGAGGUGGCUGUUCCCUUCUUUCCUUUGGCUCCUCCCACUCCCCAUAUCAUCAGUGCAUAUCUGGUACAUACUGUUCCUGUUAACAGCAGUUUCAUGAAGCAUUUGCAUAGAAUUCAUGGGAUAAAUUAGACCUGCACUCAGAUGGCAUGGAUUUAAUAUAAUUUUUAAAGAAGGCUGGGAGAGUGUGAACAUUGUUUUGAAAGGCCAGAGGGUGGGUGGCUUCUCCCCCAAAACUGUUCACUUCCUUUUUUGUUUGAGCUACUGAAUGAAACUGUAUCUCUGAGGCGUCAUCCCAGAGCCCUGCCAGCCAGCCACCAACUCCAGUUUCCAGCCUCCUGCACACUAGCCUUAUAGGCUCUUGCUCCCUUUAUCUCCAUCACUCCAGGCAGUGCUCAGAAUAGCCAAAGCACUGCUUGCCUGGGGCCUUUUGUCCUUCCCACGCUGGCUCAAAAAGGCUGUUGAGCAAGCAGCUCUGCCCUGAUUCAUAGGCCCUGGCUUGCUUUGUCAUCUCCUCUCUAACCAGGGAGUCAGCCAUAUUUGCUACCCUGCACAUGGUCCCUGCACACUUCUGGUUUAGAGCAGAGUGGCUGGAGGGAGAAAUCAGGGUGGUUCCUCAGCCAGGUGUGUGUGUCGUGAGAGUCAGGUCUGUAGGGCAGGGGUAGCUAAGCCUGGAGGUUCUAUAGCUGUGUGCUAGUUGUAGAGUGUGCUCUGCUAGUCCCACGUGGGACUGUCACACUGAGGGCAGGGUGGCCCUUCGUCCUCUCAGGAGUAAGGUGGGAAGUACCCAGUAUUGUUUAGAUCUUGAAAUGGGCACGGUCUGGGCUGACCAGUGUAAGACUUAGCAGGUGCCUGCCAGCUGGCCUUGUUGGCAGGAGUACUGGCUGGGAACGUUUUUAGCAGGGGUUCUGGUGGCAUUGUCUAUCCAAGAUGCCUCACAGUUGGGCCUGGGAUGUGUGAAAGAGGGUGUUGAGUUCCAGUGGUUUGGACAGAAAAGUGGGCUCUGAGUUUGAGAUGCAGGAGCUUCAGAUCCUCCUGCUAGGCAGAGACAGAAGGCUCCUUAGAGGGCCAAAGGGGAUGGAAUCUUCUUUGCUCCAGUGUGCUGACCUGUCACAUUUGCAGAUACGGAAUUAAAAGUGUGCUCUACUCUCAGGAUA